AUGACAGAUGGCAGGAAGAAGAAGCCCAGGCCAGGACACUGCAGCAAAUUACCGAAAGCUGCUUCGAGCAGACUUAGAUUCGAGACAGCCGAGCUUGGGCUUGGACCGGGAAGGAUAUCUGCGUGCCCCCUUCUAGAAAAGAAGGAAUGUCUUCUUCUAGAGCUUCAGCUUCUCUCUUCCUUUCCAGUUCAGGAAAAGAGAGAACGGUUUCGUCUCGUCGAUUGCUGGUCGGAUCGGAAGAAGUUCAGUUUAGAAUCUUAUUCUAAUCUGCUAGCAGGUGAGAGAAGACGUGAUAUAAUGCAAAAGAAAGGCCUUCCCAGCCUGUACAGAAACAUAACUUUAACGAAUGAAGUGAGCUCGAAUUAA
Rasamsonia emersonii CBS 393.64 is the source of this 366-nucleotide messenger RNA. RefSeq lists its product as uncharacterized. NCBI's taxonomy places the organism in Eukaryota, Fungi, Ascomycota, Eurotiomycetes, Eurotiales, Trichocomaceae. The transcript is spliced from 2 exons. The record is from RefSeq and is a predicted model, not a curated record. Bases 1 to 366 code for a protein of 121 amino acids.